Messenger RNA from Echinops telfairi (small Madagascar hedgehog), 3947 nucleotides. RefSeq names its product PDLIM1 interacting kinase 1 like (gene PDIK1L). Gene Ontology annotation, molecular function: protein kinase activity; ATP binding. Gene Ontology annotation, biological process: protein phosphorylation. Bases 42 to 1067 code for a protein of 341 amino acids. Lineage: Eukaryota; Metazoa; Chordata; Mammalia; Afrosoricida; Tenrecidae. The record is from RefSeq and is a predicted model, not a curated record. The transcript is spliced from 2 exons.
AGAGCGCUUUGUUGAUUUUUCUAGAAACCUCGACCUUGAAGAUGGUGAGUAGCCAGCCAAAGUACGAUUUAAUACGGGAGGUAGGCCGAGGUAGCUACGGUGUUGUGUAUGAAGCAGUCAUCAGGAAAACCUCUGCACGCGUAGCAGUGAAGAAAAUUCGAUGCCACGCACCUGAAAACGUUGAACUAGCUCUUCGUGAGUUCUGGGCACUAAGCAGUAUCCAAAGUCAACAUCCAAAUGUGAUUCACUUGGAGGAAUGCAUCCUACAAAAAGAUGGGAUGGUGCAAAAGAUGUCCCAUGGCUCUAAUUCUUCACUUUAUUUACAGCUUGUAGAGACUUCAUUAAAAGGAGAAAUUGCCUUUGAUCCCAGAAGCGCCUAUUACCUGUGGUUUGUCAUGGAUUUUUGUGACGGAGGAGAUAUGAAUGAGUAUCUGUUGUCCAGGAAACCCAAUCGUAAAACUAAUACCAGCUUUAUGCUUCAGCUGAGCAGUGCCCUGGCUUUCUUGCAUAAAAACCAGAUCAUCCACCGAGAUCUCAAGCCAGAUAACAUCCUGAUUUCUCAAAGCAGGUUGGAUACCAGUGACUUGGAACCCACACUGAAAGUGGCUGAUUUUGGUUUAAGUAAAGUUUGCUCAGCCUCUGGGCAGAACCCAGAAGAACCUGUCAGUGUAAACAAGUGUUUCCUCUCCACAGCCUGUGGGACAGAUUUCUACAUGGCUCCUGAGGUGUGGGAGGGGCAUUACACAGCAAAGGCUGACAUCUUUGCUCUGGGGAUUAUCAUCUGGGCAAUGCUGGAAAGGAUCACGUUCAUAGACACAGAGACAAAGAAGGAGCUCUUGGGGAGUUACGUAAAACAAGGAACUGAGAUUGUGCCUGUAGGGGAGGCACUCCUGGAAAACCCCAAAAUGGAACUUCUCAUUCCUGUAAAGAAGAAGUAUAUGAAUGGGCGAAUGAAACAGUUGAUUAAAGAAAUGCUGGCUGCAAACCCUCAGGAUCGUCCAGAUGCUUUUGAACUAGAACUCAGAUUAGUACAAAUUGCAUUUAAAGAUAGCAGCUGGGAAACGUGACACAUGCAUUGUUUGCAAAUAUCUUGGAUGCUGUGCUGCUUCUGUUCUAACAGUGAUGCAACAUUAUAUGGCUGAAAAAGUAUCAAAAGCUAAACACUUUCUAAGGGUUUAGAUUUUAUCGUGGGGUGUUUUGUUUUUUCCCCUUAUUUUUCUCAAGUUCAAGUUGGCCAUUUUGUUAAUAUGUUAUAAAUGUGUAUUACCAAUGUGAGUGUACAUUUUUUAAAUGAUCAUUGGUAGCAGUUGGGCAGGAAAAUUCUCUUAAGAGCCAAGAAAAGAAGAGUCCAGUUUUCUGGAAAUAUGUCUCUCUUUAAGUAUUUUAGACAUUCCUUGUCAGUAUUAGGAAUUUUCAUGGAAGAAGAGGUCUGCAUGCUGGUAAUGCAACCUAAUGAAGCUUUGUAAAGGAAACAUAUAUGUAUAUAUUUAUGUAUAUGUAAGUAUAUGAGUGUGUGCAUUUUGCAUUCCAUAUGAAGAAAAUGCCACUUCUGUCUAAAUUAUUUGGUGUAGGUUUGGGUUUUUGAGAUUUGCUGGUGAAAUCAGUAAUGGAAAAAAAGAACUUCCCUCAUCUCCCUACCUUUUUCUUCCCUCUAAUCAUACUGUUUUGUUUUGUAAUAUUUUAAAGUUUUUUUUUAAAGACAGUUUUAGAGGGUCUGAAAUUAUUAAACACAUGAAAUUAAGUCAUCCAGAGCUGCUGAAGUAUGUUUGAGCUCUCCGGUGCCCUAUAGCUGCAGGAGUUGAAUUAGUUAUGGGGUCAAGUGGCAACAGGUUGGCAAGGACACUUAAUGAUUCUAUCAUACCUUUAGGUAACCAAGCAUUCAAUUAGCCAAUUAAACCACUGCAUUGAGACAUGUCUGCACUUGAGUAUCUGCAAUCUGAUACAAAUAUGAACAGAGGAUUUGUCUAUUUUUGAAAACUGCUACACAUUAAGUAUAGUACUUGAUAUAUUAAUUUUUGGUUUUAAAGCUUCAGCAUAAAGUUGAUAAAACCAAAUGAACUCUACUUUCACAUCACCCACCCUAAUAAUGGCCUCUUGUUUGAUCACUGGAUUCCCUUUCCUUUUGGCACUGAUGCUGUUUUCUCGUCCAUUUUGAGAGUGAGGCUGUGAUAUGGUUGUCUUUAAUGCUGGUCACCAUUUUCUGAAGUGAGAGAUGAUACUUAAACAGUUUGGUAAAUGGAUAAAAUAUCGUGGCAUCAACUACAUCUUUCAAAUAGGAAAAAAUAUCGAUUGUAUACAAUCACUUGGUAUGGUCUAUGUCAAAAAACAACUAUUACUGUUCUUGAAGUUAGUUUGAUUUUAGUCCUGUGUUGUCUCCAAUUUUGUUUUUUGUAAAUGCAGAUAGUUAAAAGCUAAGGAAAAGAAUGUUUUCCUAAUGCAGAGUAUUAGCCUUUGAGGUUAGCUAGACUUUCAAGGCCAUUGUACUAGGUUAAUCUUUUAAAGCAUCAGAAUCUUUGGUCAAAAGUAAAAAAAAUAAAAAUUAUAAGAAUAUUGAAAUCCUUGGUAGUUUCCAUAGACUCCUUAGCCUUUUAAGACUUCCAUAGCUUUUGGAAUAUUGCCAUUAUAAUGUUUCCUUCAUUUAAAAUGCGUUCAGAAGAAAACAAAAACGUUGGAGUACAUAAAAGUUCUAACCUUUGUUUUACUUGGUUUAGAAGUUGAAAUUUUGAACUGACCUGAAAUGUUUUAUUACAAUUUCUUCUGAUGGGAAAAAUAAUGGUAUAUGGUUAACAUCGCUUUCAAAGUAAAUAAAUGUAAGGAUUCAUUUGGAAAUUAGAGGUGGAAAUGCACUGGAACCUCAUGAAAAUGUGACCCCACUGUAUCACCAAGGGGAUUUCAUUAAUGGAAAUAAAGUGCCCUUAUGUUGUGGCCUCCUCCCUAAUGUGGCACUUGAGAAGAGAUUCCUAGAUGAUGGUAUACCAGUGCUUCAUUUGCCACCUGCCUCAUUUAAAAUACUUAUUUUACCUGUAAAGUGGAAUUCCUUCUUUGGGAGUGGGGGAUCAGGUGGGACCGGUAUCAUGCGAUUAGUCUCUUCUGGAGUUUUUUUCAAGUCCUCCUAUUCUAAAAUAGCCUUUGAUACCAGCAAACUGGUGAUAAACCCUUUGUCUUUCUUUGUUCCUUCUGUCAGAAAGUAUUUAGUAAGUACCUGCUGGGUGCUCAGCACUAAAAUCAGUUGCUAGAAUGACAUUUUACAAUUGGCAUUUAGCCACAAGUCAGGAAUAAGAAGGAAAACAUGAUUACUGCUUCUUCAAAAUUCCUGGAUAUUUGCUAGAGGAAAAAUGAUCGUGAAAAUGCGGUGCUUUGCCAGUAAUAGGUACUCAAUAAAUCAUUAUCCCUCCUAGUAGAGUCCUGUUGCCAUGAUUAAUAGUGUUUUAUGAAAUUUAUCUGAAUUUUACGAAGACCAAAUGUUUCAGAUGAGCUUAAAGCAGCGGUGGCCAGUGAAGGUGCGGGGUUGUACAGUUAGUCCCUAGCACGUCACUUUGCACUAGUUGUCACUUAGAACGAUGGUGUUCCUGUAGAUUUUGGUGCUAAGGAAUACUUUGUCUUUAUGAUGAAGUAAGUGUUUCGUGUCAGAUAAAUAGCACACUGAGUAGUUCUUUCUGCUGGUCUGUUUCUUCUCUCUGUUGUUUUUACUUGUAUAAAACGUUUUAUCAAUCAAACUAUUGUAGCAGCUACAAAAGAAUUCACCAGCAUGGGGACAAAAUGGUCAAAAACCAAGUCAUCAGCACUUCAACAAUGAAAGCAACUUUUGAAAUUUUCUUUUAAGAUUGUCAAAUAUAUUUUAUGAAGAAUUUAUAAGAGGGGGAAAUGAUUGUAAUUUAUUGUUCAUGACAGUUGGGGGGGGGCUUGUUUUUGUUUGUUUUUUUAAAUAAAGUGAGUUUCAACAACAA